Molecule: messenger RNA, 4994 nt
Organism: Lagenorhynchus albirostris (white-beaked dolphin)
Lineage: Eukaryota; Metazoa; Chordata; Mammalia; Artiodactyla; Delphinidae
Gene: CYRIA
Product: CYFIP related Rac1 interactor A
Exons: 12
Coding region: 244-1155 (303 amino acids)
Biological process (GO): regulation of actin filament polymerization
Molecular function (GO): small GTPase binding
Source: RefSeq, a predicted model, not a curated record
CGGCCGCGGGAGAGGCGUCCACGGCGGUGGCGGCUGGGGCAGCGGCAGACUGGCGGCCGAGCAGGGCGGCGGCGGCACGGGGUUAUCCCUCACCAAGGACAGAGAAACCACAGGACUCUGGAGGACCACAGCCCUGAUUUAGGGAGCCAGACUUGUCUUGGCCAAACAGCUGCUCAUCUGGUUCGUUCCAUCAGCCUGGAUUGGUGAAUCUGAGUCACAAGGGAGAUCUCCAGGUUUGCUGGGAUGGGAAACCUGCUCAAAGUCCUUACCAGGGAAAUUGAAAACUACCCACAUUUUUUCCUGGAUUUUGAAAAUGCCCAGCCCACAGAAGGAGAGAGGGAAAUAUGGAACCAGAUCAGCGCCGUCCUCCAGGAUUCCGAAAGCAUCCUCGCAGACCUGCAGGCUUACAAGGGCGCGGGGCCAGAGAUCCGAGACGCCAUUCAAAAUCCCAAUGACAUUCAGCUUCAAGAAAAAGCGUGGAAUGCAGUGUGUCCUUUGGUCGUGAGGCUAAAGAGAUUUUAUGAGUUUUCGAUCAGGCUAGAAAAAGCUCUUCAGAGUUUAUUGGAAUCUCUGACCUGUCCACCCUACACACCAACGCAACACCUGGAGCGGCAGCAGGCCCUGGCAAAGGAGUUUGCGGAAAUUCUGCAUUUCACCCUUCGAUUUGAUGAACUGAAGAUGAGGAACCCGGCUAUUCAGAAUGACUUCAGCUACUACAGAAGGACCAUCAGUCGUAACCGCAUCAACAACAUGCACCUAGACAUUGAGAACGAAGUCAACAAUGAGAUGGCCAACCGAAUGUCCCUCUUCUAUGCAGAAGCCACGCCCAUGCUGAAAACCCUCAGCAACGCCACCAUGCACUUUGUCUCCGAAAACAAAACGCUGCCAAUAGAGAAUACCACAGACUGCCUCAGUACGAUGACGAGCGUUUGUAAAGUCAUGCUGGAAACUCCGGAGUACAGGAGUAGGUUUACAAGCGAAGAAACGCUGAUGUUCUGCAUGAGGGUGAUGGUGGGGGUCAUCAUCCUCUACGACCACGUCCACCCCGUGGGAGCUUUCUGCAAGACAUCCAAGAUCGAUAUGAAAGGCUGUAUAAAGGUGUUGAAGGAACAGGCCCCAGACAGUGUGGAGGGGCUGCUGAACGCCCUCAGUUAAUGUGAGGAGACAAACUACACCACUUUUCUUCAGUAUAUGGACCUGCCAUCGUGCCCCCUUGUGGUGGCAAGGAGGACAAGUAUUCCCAUAAAAGUAGAAAACCCUAACAGUUUAAGUGUUGGGUAAUGUUGCUAUAUGCAAACCCAUAUUUUAAUAUUUGUGUCUCAGCAGGGGUGGCCUAGAUGGCCAAGAUCCUGCGCUCAAGCACGUGAAGUCUGCCUCCCUGGAAAAUGAGAUUGCUUGUGUCUCCUCUGUGAAAUUAUUUGAUUAGGUGGAAGAUCUACUUGUUUAAUAACCAUAACAUAAAACUCCUUCGGAAGGAAGGAUCAAAUAUGAAAUCUGAGACUGCUCUGGGCAUUGAAGUGUGGCUCUUUGUCUAAAGAACCAAUGCCAAGUUUGAUUUGUAAAUAUCAGUUAUUUCUCCCAAGGUAAAGAUGAGCUGGAAAGUCACGAUCGAAGCUUUCUCAGAGUGCUGUUUGCACACUGACCGCCAUCAUUUUCUCUCCAUCCAGGUUCACUACAAAACACUUGAAUGAUGAAUCGACUUCCAAACAGAUUCGAGCCAUGCUUCAGUAAAGCUUUGCUCAGUGAAGAGGAUCUUUGAACUGACCUCAGAAGAUGUAUAUGUUUACAUAAUUUAAUACAGAUUGAUGUUAAUACUCGUGUAUUUACAUAACCGUUUCCUUCUUGUCCCUGAAAUAUAUGGACCUUAAUUUGUAUCCCGACUGACUCAACCCAGCAGAGCAUAAAUUGACUGGAGAGCCUUAUCUUCGAUGGCUGAAAGGAAAACCGCUUCUCCAGAAGGAAAAUUUUGGAGACAUUGAUCUUUGCUACUGGAGUUCCUUACACCUUUAACAAUCAGAAAUUCCUAAUAGCUUGUGGUCAUGUUUUAAUUCUAGAUGUGUAAUCUCUCUGGGAAGUAUAGUUAUAGAAACACGAAGUAUUUGAUUUCCUGGGUCAGCUCAACUACAAGAAACACAGCUGUUAUCCUGACAGAGAGAGAGGGAUCCCAGAAAAGACAAAUGCACGUGGAGACACAAAGCCAAGUGUUUGGAAUUCAGCACACCCCCUCUCUUUCCUCAGACAGCGCAGCACACGUGCAACUUUUUUGUUGCAUGUAUUUUAUUUAUCAGCAUACUCUCUUCCUGUUUUGAUUUCUACCCCCUAAUGUUCCCUUUCCAUUUUGCAAGAGGAAAAAUCAGUGUGUUUGCAUCAGUUCAUGGGAGGGAAGCAAGGAUAGAUAGAUGUGCUGUUGUGGAUGGGUUGGUGGCUGUCGUGGAAGUGGGGCACAGGUGGGGAGGAAGGGCACCCAGGCGACAGGACAGUCAUCUCUCUGCUUCAACCUUCUGUCUCCAGGGACAGGGAAAUGGAGCUCUGGCUAAAAUUGUGGGUAAGGUUGCUAACAUUCCUGUUGUCUGUGGAGCACUGCGUACACACUCCCUCCUAAUAGGAGCCCCGUCCUCUGGGGACCAUCCAUGUGGCAGCAGAGACCUAGACACUUAAUUAGUUACCAGAAAACUAGAGGAACUUAGAGGGGAGAUUUUCGUUUUCUGGUUAUCUAAUAUUUAAAUGGCAGCUCCUUUAUGACCCAACUGCUAGCUUGUUGCAAUGUAUAAACUCUGGCUUGAGUACCUGGAUUAAGUCCUCGCCCUGUUGAUUCAGAGUGAUCUUGGGAAAUUCACUUAAGUUCUCUGUGUCUCACUUUCCUCAUCUAUAAAAUGGGCAAAUAAAACAGAUAAUCUCCAGUAGUCCUACAAGACUAUGAGCCACUAAAAAGACUGACUCUCACAUCCUUCCUUUGUAAGUAGAGUCCAGUAAGCAUCACCCCACCUCGUCUUGAUGCUUAGCAGUAUGACAAGGGUCAUUGUGUCUGCAGACAGAGCCUAGAAUGGAAUCUUGGAAAUCUUCUAUUCUGGUCUCCAAGUGGAAAAACGAGACAGAGGAUGAAGUCUAACAGGAUCACCCCCAUGUAGGACUAGAACCCAGGAUGCCUCGUUCCUGACUCCAUGCCCUUUCUUUUUCACCACGUGGCCUAUGCAUACAUACUAUGGGGGUGGUACUGGACGCUUUUAAAUAACCCCUCGGCCUGAACCAUAUAAUUGCUUGCCUAUUUCUGAUGGAAGGAAAGAGUUGCCCAGGGAAUGGUAAUUCCCCAAGUUGGGUUUGGUUAUAUCAGGGUUUGGUGUCAUUCACAAUGUCCCAAGGAAUGAGCUGUCACACCAUUAUUUUCCUGACUUUGGUGGCCACUGGCAUUCCCUUGAGUCCUCCAAGAAGAGGAGAGACAUACUUUGGUUUUGUUUAUGUUUCCCAAAGAAAUCCCUUCAAGUGACAGAACAGAUUACCCAGCCUGUAUCUAAAUGUCAGUCAACAAGGAGAGGAAAGGCCCUUUUCCUUGGAGCUUUUCCAGGUGAACAAGUACAGCUGCUUGGAUGAGGGUCCUCUCAUCAGAACAGAAAUGCACUAGAUGGCUUUCAAGACCUUUCCAAACCUAGGCAUUCUAAAACCCUAGAGGAAGCCAGCAAUUAGGAUAACACUGGGUAAACAAAUUCAUUAAAUAUUCAGCUUAAGAAACGUUCUUUUACUUGGCAGGCCCAUGUUAUCUUUGGGAAACAACUGUCGAGACUAGAAGUAUAGAUGCACUCAAUGUUUAUCGUCACUGGGUUUACUUUCCUCCCAUAUCAGGGAAGGAGAUGAAGUCUUGGAGAGGGGAAAGGACUUGCAGAGUAAAUAGUUGAGCACGUUUAUAAUUUUUAAUUAGACUUUCUAUCAAAUGGGACCAAACAUAGGGGAGAGGCUGCCGGUCUGCCCCGAUUUAGCCAAGCUACCUUGUUUCAAAGCCAAGAUUCACUAGUACGUGGAUUCUCAAAAGCCCAGGACCUGAACUAUUGCCUCUGACUAUCAGGGGGACGGUUAACUGAAUGUCUGUGAUCACUAACAGGUGAUGGGCCUUGGGUCCACUCCGGAGCUAUUGUGGGAGACAAAUUCUUUUAACAGACCGUCCACCAGGCAUCAGACAUCUUUGAAAAAUCACAGCUUUCUGUGCUGCAUGCACAUGUGUCCACAGCCUGUGAGUGGUUCAGGGGAAAGUGCUAGCCACAGUAUCCAUGUCCAUGUUAACUAUAUUUCAUAUUUCAUGUCUCAUCAUUUUCAAAUAAAAGUGUUUUCCAUUACUCAGAUAUUUAUUUUGGGGCAAGCAACAAGGUGAAAAUUACAUUUCUCAGAUGCACUGCUACUUUGGCAUUAUAACUUUGUUCUUGGAAACCUUUUAUGUGCCACUAGGAAUUAGGAAAACAAAGUGACAAUGAAUAUUUUGAAUUGUGGUGGCCCAUUGGGGCUGGAGUAUUAAUUAACAACCAGAAAGGGAAUCCUGGAUACUAUCCUUUAACUAUUAGUUAAUAUCAUGCUUCAUCGGUGUUUGCUCCUAGCCGUCACCAUUGUAUCAAGUUAUUAAUGGUAAACUGAGGUUUUUAAUACAUCAUCACAUUUAAAUAACAGUAAUUUCAUGCUUUCUCAAAAGAAAAAUGAAGCUCUCUCAAUCUUGGAAUCUAAUGGUGCAGUAGACAUCAGAAACUUCUCAUUCAGUCUUGUAUCCCAGACAGAUACAAAUUUUUCUAGAUGUUAAUAAUAAACAUUGGAAUUUUAUCUUAAAGAAACAAAAAACUUUGGAACCCAAUUUCCCCACUACAUCUAUAAAGGCUGCUGCAUACACAAAGCUGUUUAAAAGUUGUUGUAUAUUGUUUGCUGAAGUCCCUGUAAUUUUUUUUGCCUGCUUUGCCUCUUUUUGUACAGAAGUUUUGAGUGUGAAAUGAAAAUUAAAGUUUGGUACAUAUAUUUAAAAA